CAUCCUGGGAGCGGGCUGUGUCCUCCAGCGUCUCUUCAGAGAUGUGCGUCUGUUUCUCCGUCCUCUCCUCCUAGGACUCUGGCUCGGCGGAUGGCGGCUGUCGGACUCUCGUUUGUUCAAGCUCCCACAGGGAUGAAGCUCCUCUUUGCCUUCCUCCUCUUCAUGGGGUGGCCACACGGUGACAUUGAUCCUGAAGCCUGGACCUAUAAUUUGAAAUGCUAUGAUUGUUGGGUCACGAACACCUUCUAUUGUUCAAAUAUUAGAGUCUGUCCUUAUGAAAUUAGGCGCUGUUUGACCAUCUCAUCUCGUUACGAUGAACGUGAAUUAUUCGUUUACAAGAACUGCACAAACAACUGCACAUUUGUGCACCCCUCUCAGCAGCCUCCUGAAGCCCCCAGGAGAAAAUACUUUCGUUCUAACUCUUUCUAUUUUGUUCAUUGCUGUAAUAGUAUGACCUGCAACGAGGGGGGUAUUAGUAAUCUUGAGAGGGACAUCCUCCCCGAAAUGACAGUUGAGGAGGAAUUGGAAGGAACUGUGCGAUUAGGGCAGUCAACCUUUUUCCUGAGCUUUGCCUCCAUUGCGGUCAGCAAUACACUGACAUGAGAAGCUGCCUUUGGAGGGUCUUACCAUCUCCCCAUUCCCCAGAGCCAGUUGGCUGUCCUUUGCUCUUUUGUGAGCCAGAGACAGUGACCCACGGGGUCCCCCGUUGGCAAGUCACCCAUUUAGGGCUUGUUUGGAGGGAGAAAUAAAGAGCAUGAUGGUUUGGGUAUUGUGUACUCGGAUUUCUUUGUGGUGUUAGCUCUGAUCCGUUGUU
This is a messenger RNA of Camelus dromedarius (Arabian camel), 814 nucleotides long. RefSeq names its product glycosyl-phosphatidylinositol-anchored molecule-like protein. The transcript has 4 exons. The record is from RefSeq and is a predicted model, not a curated record. The coding region runs from base 91 to 603 and encodes 170 amino acids. Lineage: Eukaryota; Metazoa; Chordata; Mammalia; Artiodactyla; Camelidae.